Temnothorax curvispinosus is the source of this 1335-nucleotide messenger RNA. RefSeq names its product putative nuclease HARBI1. The transcript is spliced from 3 exons. Bases 1 to 1335 code for a protein of 444 amino acids. Lineage: Eukaryota; Metazoa; Arthropoda; Insecta; Hymenoptera; Formicidae. The record is from RefSeq and is a predicted model, not a curated record.
AUGGAACCUGAUGAGGAAAGGUUUUUUCUCAUCGCGUGCGUGGGAAUAUAUAUUGUGCUUCAUCAUCAUCAACUUCUGCUACUCAAUAUUCAGAGAUAUCGUGGCAGGGGGCAUAGGAGAUGGUGGAUUCGACCAGUAAAUCGACAAAGAGAACAGCAAGGAUUCUACCACAACCUUGUAUCAGAAACCCAGUUGGCAGAUCAUGAAGAAUUUUUUGCUAACCUUCGAAUGUGGCCGGAACAAUUUGAAUUUCUACAUAACAUCGUAUGUCCAUUGCUUGAAAGGCAGACAACUGUGAUGAGAGAGCCUCUACCAUCGAAACUGAGGCUAGGAAUGACAUUGAUGUUUCUUGCUCAAGGUGGAACAGUCCAAAGCUUGCAUAAUAAGUUCCGUGUUGGUAAAAGCACAGUACAUCGGGUCAUUGAAGAGACGUGCAAGGCAAUAUGGGAGAAGCUGCACCCUAUUUACCUGCCUCAGCUGACCAGGAACGAUUUUAAAAGAAUUGCUGCUCAAUUUUUUGAUCUGUGGCAACUUCCUAAUUGUAUAGGUGCUAUUGACGGCAGGCAUAUGCGCAUUAAAGCACCACCUAUGUCAGGCAGUGAAUUCUACAAUUAUAAGGGAUUUUUCAGCGUUGUUCUUUUGGCUGCAGUAGAUGCCCAUUACAAAUUUACUUGGGUAGAUGUUGGACAGUAUGGAUCCAUAAGUGAUGGUGGAGUUUGGUCCAACUCUGACUUUGGACAAGCUUUGAAUCAUGGCGAAGUUGACCUACCACUGGACAAACCUCUUCCUGGAACUGACAUCUCUUUUCCAUACUUCUUUGUGGGUGAUGAAGCGUUUCCCCUAAAGAAGUACCUCAUGCGCCCUUUUCCUGGAAGGAUGCACCAAGUGCUGCCAGAUGAGCAACGAAUUUUUAAUUACCGUUUAUCUCGAGCACGGCGUGUAUCGGAAAAUGCUUUUGGCAUACUGACAAUGCGGUGGCAGAUUUUGAAUUCACCUCUAGUGUGUUCUGUGGAAAAAGCCGAAGACAUUAUCAAAGCCUUGGUUUGUCUGCACAAUAUGUUAAUGGAUAAUAAAGAUGAUGGUUACAUAAAUCCUGGACAACUAGAGUUGGAACUACAAAAUGGCAACAUACAGGCAGGAGCUUGGACAACUGCUCAAGUAACUGAAAAUUACUUUCAGAGACUUGGCAGAGUAGGAGCCAAUAGGGCAGCUUCAAUAGUAAGUGGUAUGAGAGAACACCUUGCUAAAUACUUAGCUUCAGACAUAGGCACUGCUCAGGCACCUUGGCAAUUUGAGCGGGCAUUUCGAGGUACUCGUUUGAAUUUACCGCAAUGA